AUGACAGCCGAAACCUCACUCCAGAACAGCCGACCGGCAUCCCAGCUCAUUGCUGGAUUCGGCUCACCCUCGACACCUUCUGGUGCACGAAGUACCAUGCGCCGAUCGACUGCUAUGCGACAAUCUGGCCGUUUCACCCAAUCUCAAGCCCAGUCCCAUCAACCCAUUCAUGACGUGGAAAAGGAUGAGCUACGCGUUCAAUUGAGUACUCUCAAAUACGAGCUCGAGAAUAUCAAGCAAGAACGAGAGUUGGAGGGUCUCCGCCAUGAAAAAGAGACCCGCGACUUGCAGUUAAAAGCGGAUGCAGAUUUUCGGAAAGCUCAGGCUGCCGAAUCUUCGAGUAAUCGGGCUACCCAUAAGAGCGACGAACUCACAAAAGAAUUGAAAGAAAUUCAAGAUCAGGCUUUGAAUGAUAAACUUGCGUCUGAGCGCAAGAUUAGAGGCCUUCAGGACGAGAAUCAGAACUUGCAGGAAGAGUUUGACGACACUCAAGCUCGACUUUCCGACCAGGAACGACAGUUUAAAUACCAGAUCAACGAAUUAGAGACUGUCCGCGCUUCCCUACAAAAGACGAUUGAAGAAUUCCAGAACGAUAUCCAAAAUGCCAGGAUAUCGCAGGAAUCAACACAAGAGAAAUUAUCUCAGCGUGAAGCCGAGGUUGCCGAGCUCGAAGCAGAGAAUAUUCGAUUGAAGGCCGAAGGAAAUGAUGCUGAGACUUUGACAGUAUUAAAGAGAGAACUUUCCGAGCAGGUCAAUCAUAUUCGGGAAUUAGAGUCGGCAAACCGUGAUCAAACAACGGAACUGCGUCACCUUCGAAAAGUCUCGAAGAACUUGAUGAAGGGCUUUGAAGCAGAACUCAACACAGUUCAGAUUCAAAAGCAGAUGUUGGAAGAUGAGCGGCAAUCUUGGGUCAGUCUUCUACAGGAAAACGACCAGCCGGCAGAGUUUGACUCACCAGAUGCUGUCGUGAGGGCGGUAGUUCAAGGACGAAUUGAGAUCGCUUCGCUCCUCGAUCGCCUAGGAACUGUUGAUGCUCAAUUCCUUGAGAAGGACGAGGCUAUCAAGAGCCUCGAAAGUGAUAAAAAUAAUCUUCAACAGGAGUUGGAGAAACUCCGCGUUGCAAGUACCGGUUCUGUAGGAGGACUAGGUGCCGCGGAGGGCCGGCUUCGAGCUCGACUGGAGCGCCAGCGUGCGCUUGCAGUCAAAGAAGUUGAAUACCUGCGUGCCCAACUGAAGACAUUUGAUGCGGAAGAAGCUACCAUGGGCGAAGACCAGUCACAGUUUGAUGGACAAAAGUCUGAGCAGAUAAUUCAGCUUCAACAACUGGUCGAUGAAUACCGCAGUGAGCUCCACAAAGUUCACGAAGAGCUCUCCAAGCAGGAAGCUCCGAAAGAAGAAGAGCCAAGAGGAGUGAAGCGACCUCUUUCUCCCACCAAUAAUGAAGCCGAAACCGAGCGUAUUGCUGUGCUCAGCCGCAAGAACCGAAAGCUCCAGGAGCAUCUCACCAAAUCAGACCAGGCAACGACUCUCGCUCGCCGUGAAUUGGAGGCGGCCAAGUCACAGAUUAAAUCUUUGAAGGCCAAGUCACGAACACGCGUUCUUGAACUACGGGAUAAUCCGACAGCCCAAACCGAGCAAAUUAAGAUGACCACUCUUGCAACUCUCCAGUCUGCAAACAGAGACCUCAUGGCGCAGCUGCGUGGGGGCCGGACCGAUGUCAAAGUCGUCCCUGUUAGCACUCUGGAGAGCAUAAAACUCGAAAUGCAAGACAUGGAGCGCACCGUUGCCGAUAAAGAAAAGCGCAUGCGCCGACUGAAGGAGAUCUGGACAGCCAAGUCCUCCGAGUUCCGAGAAGCCGUCGCCUCUCUCCUCGGCUUCAAGCUUGAUUUCUUGCCGAAUGGUAGAGUGCGUGUCACUUCCAUGUUCCACCUAUCUUCCGCAUACCGGCACGGCGACUGCGAUGCACCUUCAGACUCUGGUCCCGGUAGCAUGGGCAAUGGCGAAGAAAACUCUAUCGUUUUCGAUGGUGAAAACGGCACCAUGAAGAUAUCGGGCGGACCAAACAGUCUGUUCGCCAUGGAACUUAAACCUCUGAUCAAAUUUUGGGUUGAAGAAAGAAAGGAUAUUCCAUGUUUUCUAGCAGCCAUGACCUUGGACUUCUACGAUAAGACCACGCGCGCUGCUAGGAUGUGA
Penicillium verrucosum is the source of this 2193-nucleotide messenger RNA. Its product is annotated as coiled-coil domain-containing protein MAD1. The transcript is spliced from 5 exons. Lineage: Eukaryota; Fungi; Ascomycota; Eurotiomycetes; Eurotiales; Aspergillaceae. Gene Ontology annotation, cellular component: nuclear envelope; mitotic spindle; kinetochore. Gene Ontology annotation, biological process: mitotic spindle assembly checkpoint signaling; attachment of mitotic spindle microtubules to kinetochore. Bases 1 to 2193 code for a protein of 730 amino acids. The record is from RefSeq and is a predicted model, not a curated record.